AUGUCUGACCUAUCAUGGUGGGACACAAUUCCAACCCAAUUUCUCACUCUCGUGAUGUCGGUUGUCGGAGAGGCCUCCACUGAAUCGUCCCUUCCACACUCUCCAGUGGAGUCACGUAGAGAUAAUGACUCGAUAAACGUUCCCGUAAAAAACCAGAAAGGCUUUUUGAACAAUGGCUCCCUGGAUUUGCCCGCAAAGAUAGAGAAUUUUAAGUCAUGGAGCACUACGGCCAUGAAGUGCACAAAACAAGUCAUCGAGGAGAAACUGGGGACCACAUCACCUACUCGUGAUCCUCACAUCGAGGCCAAUAUCGAGGAGAUCAAGAAGAUGCAGACCCAAUACCAGGAGAUAAGUAAUUCAGUGAAGAAAAUCGCCUCCCACCUGAGCGCAUUUUCUUUACUGGAGCAGGGACUCUCGUCGCAACUAACCAUUGCCGGGCAGUCCCAGCCCGAAUUGUUCCAGGAAUUCGCUCGCAACGCCGACAGCCAACGCAUUGCCGCCAAAUCCUCCAGUGGUUAUGUCGCCGCACUGGAGUCAUUCUACGGUGGGUUGGACACUUUCUGCAAGAAAACGGUACCCGACACCCUGGAUACGAUACGUCAGCUUGAGCACUCACGUCUUAUUUAUGACGCCUACAGAAUUGAACUUGAACGUAUGGGAAACAAAGGGGUCAAGGCAGCUCAAAUGCCGUCCACAGGAUCGUCAGAUGCACCAACUGCGACCACUGCAGACGAAGCGCCAACAUUGCAGCAGGAUUUAAAUGCCCAGCAACUCCGUCAAAAGUUUGAGACCAGCCGCGAAAACUACCUCAAAAUGAAGUCAGAUGCUGAUGUAAAGAUGAAAUUACUUCACGAGAACAGGGUUCGUGUAUUACGGAACCACUUGCAGAUGCUGCAAGCGGCGACUUUCUCAUACUACUCGAACGGGUUCCGCAACUUGGAGUCAUUGUUAAGUUCCCUCGGAGAGCACAACACAUCGCCUUCCAAGUGUAUUGAUCCCUCGUCCUCUAUUGUAUCCGGCGGUGUCCCUGCCCCCUCUUUCCUGGAGGUACAAAGUCCCCCCGUGUAUGCAUCAUCGACCCACUCGUCCACAAGUAAUGGAGACGUCGACAUAAAGCGCCAGCAAGAUGAACAACAUGAUGUCUUUCAGGAAUGA
Molecule: messenger RNA, 1155 nt
Organism: Mesocestoides corti
Lineage: Eukaryota; Metazoa; Platyhelminthes; Cestoda; Cyclophyllidea; Mesocestoididae
Source: the annotation of a GenBank genome assembly